UCUGUUUUCGCAAAUAUGAACUUUGACCUUAUUGGGAAUUCCCUUACAAAAGGAUAUAAAUACUUUUGUGUUUAUUUUCUUUUCAGAGGUUUCUUUUAAAAAAUCAAGUGAUGGAAAUAGAACGUAAAAAUCAUGAUCAAACUAAUUUCACUUCUGAUCUACGUCUACUAGACUAUCAAUCAAAAAAGUUCUAUAAAAAUUCUUUCCAAUUGUUGAGCAAAUUAUCUUUACAUCAUAAAGAAAUUAAAUCUAUUUUAGAAUAUUCUCAAGAUUUAAAAUCAGUUCUCCUGACUGAUGGCAAAAAAUAUCAUCAAAAACUGUUCAAAUUUCGUACAUUGGUCGAAUUGUUCAGUUCAAAAAAAUCACAAAUUGUAAAUAAACAAUUAAAUCAUGGGAAUUGCGUAAAAGAGUUACAAAAUCUACUGAAAAGUAUUGAGGAAAUUCUAACAGAAUACAAAACAGAGGAGAGAAUGAUUGCUGAAGCAUUACUUCAACAAGAAGUUGAAUUAUGGCAAGACUGUUUAAAUAUGGAGCAUCGAAUAAGUGUUUGGGAGAAUGAUUCAAAAUGGCCAGAUAAAAUUAAUUCAAAAAUUCAAAAUAGAGAACAUUCAAUUAAUUCGUUGACACGUUUAAGUAUUGGAAGUAAAAACUUACCAGCUGAAGUAAACGAAUUUCAAAACUUUUUAGAUAAUCAUGGUGGACGAACUGGUGGUUGGACUGAAGAUGAACAUUUAAAAUUUUUAAAAUAUUACAAAAUUAAGAAAUUCAAAUAUAAAAAUGACUGUAAAGAUCCUGAAAAUGAAGAGUCCAAUAAUCCUGAUCAUGAUCAUCCUCAUGAAGAAGAAGAAGAAAACGAAUUGUCUACUUUGACAAUAGAUCAUCAUGAACAACAAACAAUAAAAGAUGAAAAUUUAGAUAAAAUAAAUAAAGAUAAUACUAAUGUGAAUAUGAAUGUAUUACAUGAUGAACUUGCAAAUAUAAUCAUGACUAAAACACCAAAAGAAAUAGCUGAACAUGAAAAAUGGUGGAAAGAAUUUCAAAAAUUUGAAAAUGCAAAACGUAAAGCGAUUAAAAUAUGGAGUGAAAAUAGGCGUUUAAAUAUGCAAAAUAGAAAACAAUGUAAAGAGAAAAAUGAUGAUAAUGAUAGUGAUGAUGACGCAAUGGGAAAGAAUCAUCAAUCUCAUAUCAAACAACAUUUAUCAAUCAGUCAAUUAGAAGCUAGAAAAGCUGAAUUAGAACAAUGGCGUAAUCAAAGAGAAGAAAUAAAGAAACAAGAAGAAUUAUUAAAGAAAAAAAUUGAAAAUCAAUCAAAACAAGCUGAAUUAGAAUUGAAACGAAAAAGACAGGCGAAAAUUCAACAUAAAAUCUCUUUGUAUAAACAAGAGAAAAUGGCCAAGAAAUUAACUACCCUCCAUCAAUUGAAGAUUCAAACAGAAAUGGAACAACUAAGCCGUCAACAAAAAAUUAAUGAAGCCGCUAGUCGAAUUGAACAGAGAACAAUUAAUCAACUAAACCAAUUAUCUGCUCGCAAAAAAGCUAAAGAACAGUCAGAAAUUCCUCGACAAGAAUUAUUAGAACGAAUUCCAAUACAGACUAAUAUACAAGUUACACGUGAUCCACAACGUUUAUGUCAAUUAACAAAAGGAUGGGAAAUUCGUUUAACUCAACCAAAAACACAAACUAUUAUUCAUCAAGGUCUUAAUUUAAGUGUAAAUACUGGUAGAAUGAUACCACAAUGGAGAAGAAAUUUAUGAAUUUAAUAGAUUUUAUUGCUCAUGGUAACUAUUUCUUUCUUUGUCUUUUGCUAAAAAACAAAACUGUUUUAUUGAUUUAAACAAAGAAUUCAUAUCAUCAUUA
Molecule: messenger RNA, 1857 nt
Organism: Schistosoma haematobium
Lineage: Eukaryota; Metazoa; Platyhelminthes; Trematoda; Strigeidida; Schistosomatidae
Exons: 11
Coding region: 111-1754 (547 amino acids)
Source: RefSeq, a predicted model, not a curated record